GAACAGCUCCGUUAUACUUCAGCGCGGCUUCAAAGCGACCUUUAUUUCAGCUCAGCGCGUCGAAGAGUGCACUUAACAAUUAACAGAAGUGAUUUGCAUACUGAGUUUUCAAGUGUUACAGUUAGUUUUUCGAUUUGUGCUUUGAUUAAUUGGAGAAGAAAAAUGUUCGCUCAUUCCGCUCAAGAAGAAGCCAAGUUGGACGCCAUGCAACGCCACUGGCACCAACUGAGACGUGGAGGAUCUUCAUCGUCCGCCUUCUUCGAGGAAGCCGUCACCGAGGAACUACUAACUCUGCCCCGCCAGGCCUCAAGGAACGUAUCGUCGGUGUCAUCAUGCGUUACACCAAGGGCUCCGCCCACAUUCACGUGCAGCGACGUCGAGAGCGACUCCGAAUUUUGGGAACAAAAAGAGUCUGCGAAGCCCACACCGGUAAAAGAACAAAGAUAUGAAAGCUUAACCCUCGAUGCAUCUACAAUAGGUGACUUACCAGCCCGUUACACAAUCUGUGCUGUUGAACCGCAUCAAUUCCCUGUAAUCGGUGUCUACGUAGAUCAACGCGUCGUACCAGGAUUCAAGUACCGCGUCAGGCCUCUACCAGCCGUCGGCAAAAAAUCAACCAUCAACAAAUGCCUUUUCGACAACCGUGCCCUGACUUUAAGAUCAAUCGGUAGAGGAUACGCCAGAAGGUUCACGUUCGAAGCUGACGAUAACAAGUUAAACGACAAUGAGAACUACUUCUGGAGCGAUAACCGACCAGAGGGAUAUUCCUUUGAAUUGGAGGUCAUGUCCGAAGGCGACAAGUUCACUAUUUUUGAUCUGAAUCACGAAGCACAAGGCACCCUGGAAAUCUUGAAUAUCAUGGGACCUCAAUUAGAAAUAGGUAGUUCUCUUAUUAAAAACAAUGUCGAAAAAAGGGCAAAUGUCAAGUUUACUGGUAAAGUUGAAUUCUUUGAAACUGGUGUAGCUAAACCGAUGCCACUUUCUGGCACUGUGGUUUCCAUUAAAACAAGGAGCAAGGCCACCGCCGAAAUCUCAAAGGUUCUUAAUGUUACCAUUAAGAAACAAAGGUAUUAUUUGGUGCCUGGAAUGCAAAAGGUUCACCGCAGAUGCACAGUCAGAGGAAGUGAUAUCAAUGAUGUACCCACCAAGUACACGAUGACCGGAUUGGAGCACUAUGAAAUACCUGUUGUAGGAACGUACGUGGACCCGAGAAUAAUCCCAGGCUUCUACUACAAGGUCAGACCGAACGACAGAAAGGAACACCUCUUCGACGGACGUGCCCUGAAACUCUUGAGCAUUGGCAUGGGCUACGCCAAACGUUUGACAUUCCAACCGGACUCUCUGGUCUCUCCUGACAAUUACCUAUGGUCUGACAAUCAUCCGGACGGUUUGGGUCUCGAAGUCAGAGCCGUGCGAAAAGGACUGGCGUUCGUGGUCAAAGCGAGCGACAAGAUUUUAGGUGAAGCCACCGUUUUCAGGGCCGACAAACCGCAAAUGGAAGAACGAAUGGAAAAAGUACCGACAGCUUCCGGUCAGUUCGCGAUCGAAAAGUACAUCCACAUCGACGUGAUGUGCCACUUUAAAUUGGCAAGAACUGGAGGCGCCUCUACAGAAAACGACGAACAUUUGAUGAGGGUUUGCGGACUGGCGGUUGUUAGAAAAGAACCUAAAGCGUCUGAAGCUCGCGUCGUUCGCGUAGAGAACGUCGGUAUUGACUCGCAGCUGAACGUGUUGUUUGCACAAACGCACACCGAAUUGGUAUUUGAACCCAAAAAUUAAUUCUUAUAUUAUGGUAGCUUGUAUUAUGCACUACAUAAUAAUUGUAAGACUUAUUUAUUACAUUUUUGGAAUGACUUUCCUCUCUUGGUUGAUCAGUUUUAUUGAUUAUAUCGUGUAAUGUAAUCAAGAAAACGCAAUAAUGUGAUUUAUUUGUAGGUUUAGAAUGUAUUUUAUUUUUUUGUUAUGGUGAAUAAUAAAGAUUAAGAUUAUUUUUA
This is a messenger RNA of Aethina tumida (small hive beetle), 1994 nucleotides long. RefSeq lists its product as uncharacterized. NCBI's taxonomy places the organism in Eukaryota, Metazoa, Arthropoda, Insecta, Coleoptera, Nitidulidae. The coding region runs from base 163 to 1779 and encodes 538 amino acids. The transcript is spliced from 7 exons. The record is from RefSeq and is a predicted model, not a curated record.